UGUAUAUCAACAUAUAUUAAAUAAGUUUUACUAUUCCACGUAUAUCUGCAUAUAUCAAAUAAGUUUACUAUUCAACAUAUAUCAACAUAUAUAACAAGCAAAACAAUAAAAAAUGAGAUCAAUGGAUAGAAGGUAUUGGUGCCGUACGCGCUCUUCAAUCUUAUUUCUCGGUUGCCCUCUUGAUUUUGAGUUGGUAGAUUUAAGUGUUUUGAAAAACAAACCGCCCUUAUCUGAGGAAUCUAAAGACGAUGAUGACUAUUCUGAAUAUGAUGAGGAUUAUGAUAAAAAGUUUGAAUGGCUAGAGGAAUAUAUAAAAAAGAAUUAUGGAACUCUUUUCUACCUAGGUCAAGCUAUUGUAGGACCUGAUCUAAGUGAAUGGAGUGAUCGAAACGAAGUGUACUUGGCUAUUCAUUUACCAUAUGAUGAAGAUGAAGAAGAUGAACAACUUAAAAUUCCUGAUUUAAAAAAUUUUUUUACCAAUUUUGAUUUAAAUGUAUUGGACCAAUUUCGUGAUCUGAUGAAAUUGUUAGGACAACCAGAAAAUGAUUCUGAACCUGGAUUGUGUUCCUGCCAAUCCAAUAUAGGAUAAGAAGUAAAACAUAAUAAUUUAGAAAUAUAAUAGUAAUUAUUUACUUGGAAAUUGCGGGUAUUUUUAGCAAAAUGUUAUUAUCAGGAAAGUAUCAAAUGC
Molecule: messenger RNA, 688 nt
Organism: Rhizophagus irregularis DAOM 181602=DAOM 197198
Lineage: Eukaryota; Fungi; Glomeromycota; Glomeromycetes; Glomerales; Glomeraceae
Source: RefSeq, a predicted model, not a curated record